GGAGAAUGUAGCUUGUGAAAUCAAGGCACAGCUUGUCCGCACGGCCGAGGCGGCUAGGCAGCUCGCGCCAAUGCUCGAAGUCGGGAGGCCAAGCUACCAAGGCCGCACUUCCUCAAAGAUGAUGUCGGCUAUCUCCGUGGCUCAUUUGGGGUGCAAAGACAUGGACGCCGUGGACGUCGGAGUGGUAGCGAUGGUGGACUCGCAGAGCCUAUCCUCGGCACUUGAGAAACUCUAUUUCUGGGAGAGGAAGCUGUAUGCUGAGGUCAAGGCCGAGGAGAAAAUGCGCCUACUUAUUUCCAAGAACUCCAAGCGACUGAAAUUAUUAGAUCAAAAGGGUGCAGAGCCUCAAAAGAUUGAUGCAACUCGAAAUUUGCUGAGAAAGCUUUCAACAAAGAUAAGGAUAGCUGUGCGCGUUAUUGCCAAGAUUUCAAGAAAAAUAAACAAAUUAAGGGAUGAGGAAUUGUGGCCGCAAGUUAACGCUUUGAUCCAAGGGUUUGUAUUAAUGUGGCAAGAUAAAUUGGACUCUUACCAUAGACAGUGUCAAGUGAUAUCAGAAGCCAAAAACUGUACCUCGGUUCUGUCAGGUGAAAAUGGGCAGGAUUUGGUGUUGGAGCUUGAGGUAGAGCUGAUCAAAUGGAUCAUCAGUUUUUCCUCUUGGGUGAAUUCACAAAGGAACUUUGUAAAGGCACUGAAUGGAUGGCUAGCACUCUGUCUUAACUACGAGCCUGAGGAUAAUACUGCUGGAGUUCCAUCUUAUUCACCGGGAAGCAUGGGUGCUCCAUUGGUUUUUGUUACCUGCAACAAAUGGUCCCAAGCCAUGGAUCAGAUUUCUGAGAAGGAUGUGGUUAACGCCAUGCAAGCUCUUGUGUCUAGCGUGCGGCACCUGUGGGAACAGGAGCAUCUUGAGCAAAGCGAACAAAUAAUCUCAAUCCGAGAAAGGGAAAAAUGGAUCAAAUUUUUGGAGAGGAAGACCCAGGAUAUUAGUAAGGAGGCUGAUGAACUAAACAAGAAGCUGGCAUUAAUACCAAGUCGGCAUAGACUGCAUGUGCCUCGGAUCGUACAAUUGUACGAGGCGCAUUGUGUUGAGGCAAGUAGCUUGCACAUAAAUCUGAGGCUGGUUCUUGAAGCCUUAGAGAACUUUGCUGCCAAUUCGCUGCAAGCUUUCCUGGGUGUGUCAAAAAGUGCUGAAGGGACAAGGCUGCCUAGGGAUAAUGUGAGGAGAGAGCGCCGUAGUUCGAAUAGAGGUUCAAACUACAAAACCAGCUCCUAAGAUGCAGAGCUGGUAGCAUGAGUCGCUCAGGUGUGGUGGCUUGCUGUGCAGAUGAAAAGGCCACGGUCUUGUGCCACAGGCAAAACAACUUGAAUGGGGGGUUUGAGCCGUUG
Messenger RNA from Zea mays, 1383 nucleotides. RefSeq lists its product as uncharacterized. The record is from RefSeq and is marked provisional. The transcript is spliced from 4 exons. The coding region runs from base 71 to 1270 and encodes 399 amino acids. Lineage: Eukaryota; Viridiplantae; Streptophyta; Magnoliopsida; Poales; Poaceae.